Trematomus bernacchii (emerald rockcod) is the source of this 2436-nucleotide messenger RNA. RefSeq names its product R-spondin 3 (gene rspo3). Lineage: Eukaryota; Metazoa; Chordata; Actinopteri; Perciformes; Nototheniidae. The transcript has 6 exons. The record is from RefSeq and is a predicted model, not a curated record. Bases 770 to 1759 code for a protein of 329 amino acids.
AUCAGCCGGCCGGCAGGAGGGGAGUGAAUGGGUCUUGCACGCAAAGCAGAAAAGCGCUGAAACUGCGGAGAUUUACUUUGGUUCAGUUGCCUGCAGCCGACAGCGACCGAGAGGAGGUGUGUGUUUGACAUCCAGAAGAACUACAACAGUCUUCAACUUACACGUGUUUUUAUUACUAGUGUAAGUCCAGUUGUGGCUUUUACUUUUGUGCUUAUGAUGCUGGGAUGAAGCCGAGAGCCUGAGCGCGCCUGGCACCUAAAGGUAUCCACACACCGGGACGCACGGCGCAUCUCCCCUCAGAGAGACAGGGACGAUUUGAAGAAUUUGGAGUUCUGCACAUGGAUAUGAUAUCUUAGACUUUUUGAGAGUCAUGAUUAUUAUAAAUAAUCAUUUAGUUAAUCUUUUCGACCUUAACUAAUGAUUGGUUUUGCUUUACUCCUGGAUGAGAAUUUUGGCGUGUUUGUUUCUUGUUUUAUUGGAAGGCAUGUUCUUUACCACAGCACGGAUAACGGAUCCCUGACUCAGUCUGGCUUUCUCGGCACAUAUGAAGAUACUGUCCAGGAUGUUACAGUCUAAGCGGCCCAGGCAUCUUUGGGCCGUACACUACCAUCACCACAUAUCACCAGCACAUAGCUGGGGGUCCUGCUGUUUCUAGGAAUUACCUAUCCUCCACACUCUGCCACUGUCAGUGGGAAGAAAACGGAAACUCAUCCAAUAAGUGACUUGGUAACAUUAACAUUGGCUUUACGAGUCUCAUCUCUGGGCUACUAUGCAAUUACAACUGAUCUCCUUUGUUUUGAUCAUCUUGCACUGCAUGGAUUACACUGGAUGUCAGCAGCACAGCAGCUCCAGGCACCGGCAACAUAAACAGAUCUCUGGUGUGAGCUCGGGGUGCCAGCAGGGUGGCUGUCUGACCUGCUCUGACUACAAUGGCUGCCUGUCCUGCAAGCCACGCUUCUUCAUGCAUUUGGAGAGGAUUGGGAUGAAGCAGAUCGGCGUGUGCAUGACUUCCUGUCCUCCGGGCUUUUACGGCACACGAUCCCCAGAAAGAAACACCUGCACAAAGUGCAGGUCGGACUGUGAGUCCUGCUUCCACAAGACCUUCUGCACACACUGCCGAGCAGGAUUCUACCUUCACCAGGGCAAGUGCCAGGAGAACUGUCCCGAAGGGAUGGUGCGGAACGAAGCACAGAGGGAGUGUGUUUACAGAUGCCCUGCAGAGUGUGAGGUGUGUGUGAGCAGUGACACAUGCACACGGUGCCGGCCCGGCCUGUAUCAGCUCAGCGGGACGUGUCACCAUGUCUGUCCAGAGGACUACGAGCCCAAUGACAAACUCAUGGAGUGCACACCACAAGUGCACUGCGAGGUGGGUGAGUGGAACGAGUGGAGCCCCUGCUCUCGCUCCGGGAGAACCUGUGGGUUCAAGCGGGGCCAAGAGACCCGCACACGGCAGGUCCUCCAGUACCCAUCGCCCUUUGGCAAUCCCUGCCCUGAGAUCUCUGAGAUCAAAGAGUGCCUGCUCAAGAGGAGGAAAUGCCCAGGUGAAAGGAGGAAGAAUGAGCGAAAAGAACGGAGGAAUCGCAACAACCGUAAAGAUAAGGAGAACCCAGGGGGGCGACGGGAGAGAAAAAUAGAAAGGGAGCGUGAGAGGGAGACAGGUGAACGUGAGGACUCUGAUAUCAGGAACAAAACGGAGCACAGGCGUCGACGAGGCCAUGAAACAGACCAAGUUACACCUGCAGUUGGACUCGUACAGUAGUGCGAUGGACAGACAAAGUCUAGCGCCUCCCCAACCUCCUCCUGUCAUCCUCCACUUCUAACUUCUCCAAAACUCCCCCAUCCUCACCCACUGUUAACCCCCCUCGACCCCUCUCUGCAGGGGUGUUGCUGCUACCUGUAUGAUUUUAAUAUAAUGUUUAUGCACAAGCGGGAUGGGGCACAUUCAGCCACAAGGCUAGGGGCCACGAUGGACUUUAAGAAGUCCUUUUUUUCCCCCUGUAGCCGCUACUACUCCUUCACUUCCACCACUGAGAGUGUCUCUGAUGAAAGGUGCAGGAGACACUGCUGAGACGAAGUGAGAAAUGUCUGUGACUGUGGAGGACUGGUGGACAGAAAGACAGACGGACAGAGAGACUAAGACAUUAUACUAUGUGCUUGUUGAUAUGGUUAUUUAAUGGGGCCCUGGUACAACAUUGCGCGUCAUGGUUUUUGAAUGUAGAUUUUGCAACAUUAUGUAGAACAAUUGUUUAUUAUUGUUGUUCCUGUUCUUUAGAUAUCUUUACUUUAUUUUAUUUGGUGCAGAAUUUGUAAAGAAAAAAAUAAAAGUGUGUUUGCAAUUGCCAUCUUGUGACAUCUUCAUAAUCACAACAAAUGUCAGAUGUAGGAGGUCCUGCAUGCUGUGAACCAAAGUCAAUAAAUAAAAAAUAAAAACAUUAA